UUUAACUUUCAUUUUCACAUCCUCUUCCUUCAACAACAACAACAAUAACAAUGGAAGAAGAAUAUUUGCAAAACGCUGGGAUCCGCGUCGUUUUUGGAUCACACACAUUCCAAUUCAUCAUCUUCUCAUUUCUUCAUUUUCGCGAUUGAUCGUCUAAACGACACCGUUUCCUUCUUCUUCUUCUUCUUCUUCCCCGUGGAAUUUGAACUCUAUCGCUUGGAUUGAUUUGAACUCUGUCUCGAGGUUAUUCAGGAUUUGAUUGUUAUAGCAUAUAACGAAGGAUUAUAGCGAGAAGCGCACAUUGUUGUUGUUUUGGUAUAAAAGUUGAGUCUAAUUGUUGGUAUUGAGAAUUUGAGGAUAUAUUACGAGGGGAAAGAACAAUGUCUGUGAGGAGUGAACACCAUCAUACCGUUCCUCUUUCGGUUCUAUUGAAGCGGGAGUUGAUGAGCGAGAAAAUUGAGAAGCCUGAGAUUGUUCAUGGUCAAGCUGGACAGAGUAAGAAAGGAGAGGAUUUCGCGUUGUUAAAGUCUGAUUGUCAGAGGAUGGUUGGUGAUGGGGUCUAUACAUAUUCCGUCUACGGGCUAUUUGAUGGACACAAUGGAUCUGCUGCUGCUAUUUAUUCUAAGGAGAAUCUUCUAAAUAAUGUUGUAAGUGCAAUUCCUCCGGAUCUUAACAGAGAUGAGUGGUUAGCAGCGUUGCCUAGAGCUUUGGUUGCUGGCUUUGUCAAAACCGAUAAAGAUUUUGCAGAGAAAGGACAAAAAUCAGGAACAACUGUCACCUUUGUGAUUAUAGAAGGAUGGGUUGUAACAGUUGCAUCAGUUGGCGAUUCCCGCUGCGUACUAGAAUCUUCUGAAGGAGGGAUUUAUUACUUGUCAGCAGAUCAUAGGCUAGAAACAAAUGAAGAAGAGAGGGUUCGUAUCACUUCUAGCGGCGGUGAGGUUGGUCGAUUAAAUACAGGGGGAGGUGCAGAGGUUGGUCCUUUGAGAUGUUGGCCCGGUGGCCUGUGUCUUUCACGGUCUAUUGGAGAUAUGGAUAUUGGUGAAUUUGUUGUCCCUGUACCAUAUGUAAAACAAGUGAAGCUGUCCACCGCUGGAGGCAGGCUUGUUAUCUGCAGCGAUGGUGUUUGGGAUGCUUUACCUGCAGAAGUGGCCCUUGACUGUUGUCGUGGCAUGUCAGCAGAGUCUGCUGCACCACAGAUUGUAAAAGAAGCUUUACAAGCAAAGGGACUUAGAGAUGAUACAACCUGUGUUGUUGUCGAUAUAUUACCUCAGGAGAAGCCACCUGCUCCUGUACCACAUCAAAAGAAGCCAGUAAAAGGAAUGCUCAAGGCCAUGUUUCGUAAAAAGUCUUCGGAAUCAUCAUCUAUUGACAAAGAAUACAUGGAGCCAGAUGUGGUAGUGGAGCUGUAUGAGGAAGGCUCUGCUAUGCUUUCAGAGAGGUUAGAAACAAAAUAUCCACUAUGCAACAUGUUCAAGUUGUUCAUAUGUGCAGUAUGUCAAGUAGAAAUAAAACCCGGAGAGGGUAUUUCAGUACAUGAGGGUGCAGAAAACCCUCAAAAAGUGCGCCCCUGGGAUGGACCUUUCCUUUGCUUUAGUUGCCAGGAGAAGAAAGAAGCCAUGGAAGGGAAAAGAUCAUUAGAUAGACUUAGCAGCGGAAGUGACGAAUGAGCUCUCAUGUAUAUUUGUAUUUUGAGAGCGCGAUCAAAAUUGUUCAUUCGACGGGAAGUUCAAACCUCCUAGCGUAGCAACAAUGACUCCCUUCUAUCAUCACAGGGGCUUUAUGGAUCUAAUUUGGAAUGCCUCGUGAAAAUACAUAAUGAAAACCAACGGCAGUUUGUUAGAAGAAUUCUAACAUGGAAGUGUAAUGGCAACCACCCAAAUUUUGUGAAAGGUUGAGUUAUAAGUGGCAGUUCACAACAGGAAGUGGGAGUUUAUUCAUUCUUUUUUACAUAUUUCUUUUUCUGGGAUCAGUUCAUUGUAUAUGGGUAAUUUGGAAUCACAUUUAUAUAGACCUUUAAUGAAAGUGGUCUUCCACAAUUGUAAUGUGAUAUAGGGAGUUUAAUUAGUACUCCAUUCAUAGAUCAAAAUUAUACUGUAGGAUAGCUGUGUGUACCUUUUGAUGAUUUAUUCUUUUAGCAUCUGAUUUUGAUAAUUCCUUUGGCCAUAUGAAGAUUGGGUCUUGUAGCUUUGUUGUUGCUCAUGAGAGCCUUUUUUUGUAAUAACAGUAAUGACAAUUUUAUAACCGUUCCAAAUUAAAUUUGAACAGUCA
This is a messenger RNA of Medicago truncatula (barrel medic), 2268 nucleotides long. RefSeq names its product probable protein phosphatase 2C 12. The transcript has 10 exons. The record is from RefSeq and is a predicted model, not a curated record. Gene Ontology annotation, biological process: protein dephosphorylation. Gene Ontology annotation, molecular function: protein serine/threonine phosphatase activity. Bases 381 to 1667 code for a protein of 428 amino acids. NCBI's taxonomy places the organism in Eukaryota, Viridiplantae, Streptophyta, Magnoliopsida, Fabales, Fabaceae.